This is a messenger RNA of Durusdinium trenchii, 737 nucleotides long. The record is from the annotation of a GenBank genome assembly. NCBI's taxonomy places the organism in Eukaryota, Dinophyceae, Suessiales, Symbiodiniaceae.
UUGCUCAGCAUUUUGUAGGCAAUAACUUGCAUCCUUUAUACACACAGGGGAGAGAAGUUGAGUCCAAAGGCAAUGUCGACCAAUGAUGACCAGAUCAGUUCUGAUCUGGAGACAUUUGCCGAUGACGACGAUGCCCUCUACCGCCGCGAGAAAGACUGCGACAGCGACUCCUUUGGGCGCCAAACGAGCAUUGACACGUCUUUCAUGAUCCAGGUUGACGUCAUUGUGGCAGUUCCGGAGAGUGCGAGCCGCAUGGCGUUCGAGACCUACAUCGAACGUGCGGGCCUUGAAGAUUCCGUGCUGGCCCUUGAUGAAAAGGAGCUGGCCGACGCCUUGCUGGAGGCGCAAGGCGGAGACCCAGAGAAUCCACUCCUGGUGCUGGUGGGCGAAGAUUCGUACUUGGAUGACAUUCGAAAGCUUCAUCUUCAAGUGAGGCGACCCUUUUUGGUUUUGGCAUCGGGCAACUGCCGAAGCAAUUGCCACUAUCUUCUGCCGGCCUCCUGUGGUCAGGCCAGCUUCACAGAAGCACUCAGGCACUGUGUGGCUUGGAGCAUGUCCAAAAGGGUCUCAGAGCUGACUGGACGAGUCAGAACGUACGUCUGAACCAAGGCUUCCAAAAUUGGAUGGAACCUAGGUUCUGAAGACAUCAGCAAGUUACUCCAAGGUUUCUCCUACCACCCGUUUCUUUGUGUGUGCCUCCACGUUUCACAUGGAGACUGGUCAGGGGGAUCGAUUCG